Messenger RNA from Drosophila ficusphila, 3567 nucleotides. It is a transcript of the gene sxc, whose product is annotated as UDP-N-acetylglucosamine--peptide N-acetylglucosaminyltransferase 110 kDa subunit. Gene Ontology annotation, molecular function: protein N-acetylglucosaminyltransferase activity; protein binding. The record is from RefSeq and is a predicted model, not a curated record. Gene Ontology annotation, biological process: protein O-linked glycosylation. Lineage: Eukaryota; Metazoa; Arthropoda; Insecta; Diptera; Drosophilidae. The transcript has 11 exons. Bases 138 to 3296 code for a protein of 1052 amino acids.
AAGACUUAGUUUGAAAUAAAAUUGAUAUUACCCUAAUCAAAACAGCUGAGUGAAUGCUUUAUAAAAAUUUCGUAUAAAAGCAAAAGACUUUUUGUCAUCGUUGGAUGUAAAUGUAGUUUGACAACUAUUUACCAAAUAUGCAAUCUCAAGGUCAAACCCAACAAUUAUCGCAGCUGCAAUCCGCUGCCCAAUCAUUAUUACAACCACCGAAUGCAACGGGAAGCGUUUUAGUUGGAAAACAAAAUGAGAAUCAGUCCCUUUCAUCUGUUGGUUUACUAGAGUUGGCUCAUAGAGAAUAUCAAGCAGUUGACUAUGAAAGUGCAGAAAAGCAUUGCAUGCAAUUAUGGCGCCAGGACAGUACAAACACUGGUGUCUUGUUAUUGCUGUCAUCUAUUCAUUUUCAGUGCAGAAGACUUGAUAAGUCAGCACAAUUUUCUACCUUGGCAAUUAAGCAAAAUCCAGUACUGGCCGAAGCUUACAGCAAUUUAGGUAAUGUUUUCAAAGAGCGUGGACAACUGCAGGAAGCUUUAGACAACUAUCGUAGAGCUGUUCGACUCAAGCCGGACUUUAUUGAUGGAUACAUAAACUUGGCUGCUGCAUUGGUAGCUGCACGUGAUAUGGAGUCUGCUGUUCAAGCGUAUAUUACAGCACUUCAAUAUAAUCCAGAGCUGUAUUGUGUCCGCAGCGAUCUAGGAAAUCUGCUGAAGGCGCUUGGCCGCUUGGAAGAGGCUAAAGCAUGUUACCUUAAGGCAAUCGAAACAUGUCCUGGCUUCGCAGUUGCAUGGAGCAAUUUAGGGUGUGUGUUUAACGCUCAGGGGGAGAUUUGGUUAGCUAUUCACCACUUUGAAAAAGCUGUUACUCUUGACCCCAACUUUUUGGAUGCAUACAUCAAUUUGGGAAAUGUUUUAAAGGAAGCAAGGAUAUUUGACAGAGCUGUGGCCGCGUACUUACGUGCCUUAAACUUAUCUCCAAAUAAUGCCGUAGUUCAUGGAAAUUUGGCAUGCGUGUACUAUGAACAAGGCCUUAUUGAUUUGGCUAUAGACACUUAUCGGCGGGCCAUAGAAUUGCAGCCGAAUUUUCCCGAUGCCUAUUGCAAUCUUGCAAACGCUCUUAAAGAAAAAGGGCAGGUUAAAGAAGCUGAGGAUUGCUAUAACACUGCAUUAAGACUAUGCUCAAACCAUGCAGAUUCUCUUAACAAUUUAGCUAACAUAAAAAGAGAGCAAGGAUACAUUGAAGAAGCUACUCGUCUUUAUUUAAAAGCUUUGGAAGUGUUUCCAGACUUUGCUGCAGCCCAUUCAAACCUCGCUUCAGUUUUGCAGCAGCAAGGGAAAUUAAAAGAAGCAUUAUUGCAUUAUAAGGAAGCUAUAAGAAUCCAGCCCACAUUUGCAGAUGCAUAUUCAAACAUGGGAAAUACUCUUAAAGAAUUACAAGACGUCAGCGGAGCACUUCAGUGUUACACUAGGGCAAUUCAAAUUAAUCCAGCCUUUGCUGAUGCCCAUAGUAAUUUGGCAAGCAUACAUAAAGAUUCAGGAAACAUUCCAGAAGCAAUUCAGUCUUAUCGUACAGCCCUGAAGCUCAAACCUGAUUUUCCUGACGCAUAUUGUAAUUUGGCUCAUUGCCUGCAAAUUGUUUGUGAUUGGACUGAUUACGAUAUUCGAAUGAAAAAAUUAAUAAGUAUAGUUGCUGAACAACUUGAAAAAAACCGCUUGCCAUCCGUGCACCCACAUCACUCUAUGCUUUAUCCUUUAACACAUGACUAUCGCAAAGCAAUUGCUGCGAGGCAUGCAAAUUUGUGUUUAGAAAAAGUUAAUGUUCUUCAUAAAAAGCCAUAUAAUUUUUCAAAGGAGUUAUCAAGUAAGGGGAGGCUACGUAUAGGCUAUCUGAGCUCAGACUUUGGAAACCAUCCUACCUCACAUUUAAUGCAAUCUGUGCCAGGUCUUCACGAUCGUUCAAAAGUAGAGAUUUUUUGUUAUGCUUUAAGUCCAGAUGAUGGCACAACGUUUAGACACAAAAUAAGCCGAGAAUCGGAAAACUUCGUAGAUCUUUCGCAAAUUCCCUGCAAUGGCAAAGCAGCAGAUAAAAUUUAUAAUGACGGUAUAAAUAUUUUGGUUAAUAUGAAUGGCUACACAAAGGGGGCGAGAAAUGAAAUAUUUGCCCUACGUCCUGCUCCAAUUCAAGUUAUGUGGUUGGGCUAUCCGGGUACAAGUGGGGCUAGUUUUAUGGAUUAUAUUAUUACUGAUGCUAUAACUAGUCCCAUUGAAUUGGCUUACCAGUACAGCGAAAAACUGUCUUAUAUGCCGCACACAUAUUUUAUUGGGGAUCAUAAGCAAAUGUUUCCACAUUUAAAAGAGCGGAUAAUUGUGUGUGAUAAGCAACAAUCUUCUGUUGUCGAUAACGUAACUGUUAUAAAUGCCACAGAUUUGUCACCUCUUGUAGAAAAUACAGGUGUGAAAGAAAUUAAAGAAGUUGUAAACGCACAAAAACCCGUUGAAAUAACUCAUAAAGUCGCAGAGUUGCCUAAUACGACACAAAUAGUAACAAUGAUAGCUUCUGGACAAGUCCAAACGUCUUUAAAUGGUGUUUUGGUUCAAAAUGGAUUAGCUACUACUCAAACUAACAACAAGGCCGCUACCGGUGAAGAGGUUCCACAAAAUAUUGUAAUUACCACCCGUCGCCAAUAUAUGUUACCAGAUGACGCAAUUGUAUACUGCAAUUUUAAUCAACUUUACAAAAUCGAUCCACAAACACUUGAGUCUUGGGUAGAAAUUUUAAAAAAUGUGCCUAAGUCAGUUUUAUGGUUACUUAGGUUUCCAGCAGUCGGCGAACAAAACAUAAAAAAAACAAUAAGUGACUUUGGAAUUUCACCGGAAAGGGUAAUAUUUUCGAAUGUAGCUGCUAAAGAAGAACACGUACGUCGCGGACAAUUAGCUGAUAUAUGUCUUGACACACCAUUGUGCAAUGGACACACUACAUCUAUGGACGUCUUGUGGACAGGAACCCCAGUAGUAACAUUGCCAGGAGAGACAUUAGCCUCAAGAGUGGCUGCCUCACAACUUGCUACCCUCGGAUGUCCAGAGUUAAUAGCGCGUACAAGGGAAGAAUAUCAAAAUAUUGCUAUACGCCUGGGAACUAGAAAAGAAUAUUUAAAAGCCCUACGAGCAAAAGUGUGGAAAGCACGCGUGGAAAGUCCAUUAUUUGACUGCUCACAGUAUGCCAAAGGUUUAGAAAAAUUGUUUUUACGAAUGUGGGAAAAAUUUCAAAAGGGUGAACUCCCCGAUCACAUUUCUGCAGCGUAAAAAUCAGUAUAAUUGUGUCAAUUGUUGUUUUGACAUAAUAGUUGCAAACAGAAGAUGUUUAUCAAAUUUCAGCAUAAAAAUAAGAAAAACCAUUUAUAAUGUUGUAUACGUAUUUAACUUUUCUAUAAGAGAAAUGGCAUACCCAAUUUCAUUUAUAAAACUUUGCUAUUAAGACGUUACUUUUGAUUAGAAAUAAACACAGUUAUGUCAGUUAAAAUUAUAAGACUUAGCUUGUAAAAAAUGCUGGUAAUUAAAAAACUAAUAAAAUGAA